Messenger RNA from Linum trigynum, 2067 nucleotides. NCBI's taxonomy places the organism in Eukaryota, Viridiplantae, Streptophyta, Magnoliopsida, Malpighiales, Linaceae. The record is from the annotation of a GenBank genome assembly.
AUGCAUCAUCGUAGAUUACAGCUCAUCCAACAUUUCUCGCCUAGCAUCAGUGGGUUGUUCAAAGCUAGUAACUCAAGCACAUGCUUAACACACACUCUCGCCAUAUCAUCGCAGUGGGUAGAUGAGACUAGAGUAAGCAGGCUUGAAUCUGCUUCCAACAACUCUGUUCUGGAACUUCUAAUCUCAGGCAAGGGAAACAAGUUCAUGCCCAGUGCAUAUUCCAUGGACUACUCGAUAAUGGGGUGCUGGGGCCAAAGAUAUUGGGGAUUGAAAACCUGUGGUGGGUUGAACAAUGUGGCACUGGGUAAAUUAAUUCAAGAUGAUGUUUUUGACAUGGGUUUUGAUCUGGAUAUGUACAUGGGUAGAUCGUUAGUGAAGUUAUAUGCUGAGAAUGGGCAUCUGCAGGAUGCUCGUGUACUGUUCGAUAGAAUGUCUCAGAAAGAUUGUGUUCUGUGGAAUGUGAUGCUUGGCAGUUUCUCAAAAUAUGGGGAGUCGGGUAGUGCACUGAAAGCAUUUAAUGAGAUGCGAAAUUCGGGAAUUAAACCCAAUGCAGUUACGUUUGCUUGUGUUCUUUCUGUUUGCUCUGCAGAUGCAAUGAUUCGAUUUGGCUCUUCGAUUCAUGGGCUUGUUGUUACUUCUGGGUUACAGUAUGAUCCUCAUGUUGCAAAUACACUAGUCUCCAUGUAUUCUAAGUGUAGACGGUUGGCUGAUGCACGUAAACUGUUUGAUAAAAUAUCGCAGACUGAUUUAGUUAAGUGGAAUGGCAUGAUGGCUGGAAUGGUGCAACAUGGGCUUAUGGAAGAGGCUUCAAAUUUGUUUAGGGAGAUGAUAUCUGCAGGAGAAAAUGAGUCCAAACUCCCUUACAAUGGCAAGCGUCUGCCUGCAUGUGCCGGGUUGGUGGCUCUGAAACUGGGCAAGGAAUUGCAUGGCAAAAUCCUGAAGGAUGGGCUAGUAUUAGAAGGUAAUGUUCAUCUAGAAAGUGCUGUUAUGGACAUGUAUGCAAAAUGUGGAAGGCUGGAUCUUGCUCACCAAAUUUUCAGAAGAAUGCGUGUAAAGGAUGUUGUUUGUUGGAACUCCAUCAUCACUAGCUGUACCCAGAACUGUAAACCAGAAGAGGCCAUAGAACUGUUCCGGCAAACAGGGAAGGAAGAAGGACUAACAUAUAACCAAGUGAGCAUAUCUGCUGCUUUAUCAGCUUGCACAGACUUGUCCUCACUCCACUAUGGGAAACAGAUACACUCCAUUUUAGUCAAGGGCACAGUUGCUUGUGAUGUAUUUGCCCAAAGUGCAUUGGUAGACAUGUAUGCCAAAUGUGGUCAUUUGAAACUCGCUCGGUGCAUGUUCGACAACAUGGAAAUUAAAAACGAGGUUUCAUGGAAUAGCAUCAUCGCUGCUUAUGCUAACCACGGUUUCCUGGAUGAGACACUCGCUUUGUUCCAUGGGAUGUUUGAACAAGGAAUUCAUCCUGAUCAUGUCACAUUUCUUGCCGUAAUAUCUGCUUGUGCGCAUGCUGGCCAAGUAGAUGAUGGAAUUCGAUACUUCCGUUACAUGACGGAAGAAUUUAAGUUCCCGGCUAAGAUGCAACAUUAUGCUUGCUUAGUAGAUAUGUUUGGCCGUGCGGGUCAGUUGUAUGAAGCAUUUGGUGUCAUAAAGAGUAUGCCAUUCCAACCUGAUGCUGGUGUUUGGGGCACAUUGCUUGGUGCCUCCCGCGUCCAUGGCAAUGUAGAGCUUGCUAAAGUGGCUUCAAGUUAUCUGCUUGAGUUAGACCCAAGCAAUUCUGGAUACUACGUACUGCUUGCAAACGUUCAUGCUGAUGCCAGUCAGUGGAAAAGCAUGCGUAAGAUACGAACAAUGAUGAAAGAAAGAGGGGUUCAGAAACUACCCGGUUACAGCUGGGUUGACGUCAACAAAAGCACUCAUAUGUUUGUUGCUGGUGAUGGAAGUCACCCCGAGUCUGCUGAGAUAUAUUCAUUGCUGGAGGAUCUCCUUUUUCCAGAGCUGAGAAGAGAAGGCUAUGUCCCUCAGCCUUACCUUCCUGCGCAUCAUUCCCAGGCUGUGAGCCUUUGA